AUGGCGUGGCGGUCCGCGCCGUGCAUUAUGGGGAUCGACGAGGCGGGCCGAGGCCCCGUACUCGGUAAUGCCUCGCCCCGUUGUCCGUCGCAGUAUGCUCCGUUUUUUACCUUUGCCCGCGGGAAUGCUUGCCACAAUCGCGGGAAUGCAUCGCCCCGUCCCAUUCCUCCCCACUCGCACACUGCCGCCAUCUCUCCCGUUCGCUCUCCAUUCAUCCUCCCUCCGCUACCCCGUGCUGUGCGCGCAGGGCGCAUGGUGUACGCGUGCGCGUGCAAGUGGCCUAUGUGUCCGCUCAAAGCCCCCCCACCCCCACUUCCCCUCUCUUUUCCUCCUUCCCUGCUGUGCUGUGAGCGCAGACCCCAUGGUGUAUGCGGCAAGGAGGUGACAGCUGAGGUGACUCAAAAGGGCCCCUCUGAGUUGGAGGCUUUGAGUGCUGCCAGCAGCAAGGAGGUGACAGCUGAGUCGACUCAAAGGGGCCCCUCUCCCUCCUCUCUUCGCUCCCCUCUCUCCCCUGUGCUGAGCGUGCAGGGCCCAUGGUGGCCCAUGGUGUAUGCGGUUGCGUACUGGCCCAUGGUGUAUGCGGUUGCGUUCCGUGCUGCCAGCAAGCAGGUCGACUCAACGGGCCCCCUUCUCCCCCCUCCCUCUCCUCCCUCUCUUCUCCCCCCUCACUUCCCCUCUGCUGUGUUCACACAUGGCCCAUGGUGUCCCAUGGUGUAUGCGGUUGCGUUUUGUGCUGCCAGCAGCAAGGAGCGAGUGGCGCGAAUGGGCUUUGCUGGUAAGUGCUGGUGCUGGUGGGUGCUGGGUGUUGGUGGGUUCUGCUGGGUGCAGGUUUGA
Closterium sp. Naga37s-1 is the source of this 834-nucleotide messenger RNA. The record is from the annotation of a GenBank genome assembly. NCBI's taxonomy places the organism in Eukaryota, Viridiplantae, Streptophyta, Zygnematophyceae, Desmidiales, Closteriaceae.